Closterium sp. Naga37s-1 is the source of this 822-nucleotide messenger RNA. The record is from the annotation of a GenBank genome assembly. Lineage: Eukaryota; Viridiplantae; Streptophyta; Zygnematophyceae; Desmidiales; Closteriaceae.
GCGCAAGAGGGCGCGAUAACGGCGGUGGACGCGCAGAGGCGGCUGCUGGCAUGGGCGCUGCUGGACCGCAACAACCACUUCUUCCUCUUCCUCCACCACACCGCCAUCCCCAUCCAGAGCUUCAGCCGCAUCUACUCGUCGUUGCUGCACUCGCGCCACUCCUUCGUCGCCAUGGCGGACGAUCCGACAGCAUAUCCGCGCGGGCUUGCUCCACUCGUUCCGCAGCACAAGUUUGCGCGGAGCUCCAAGUGGGUGGCGGUGAACCGACCGCAUGCAACGGCCAUCGUGGCAGACAGCAUGUUCUACCGCGCCUUCAAGCUGCACUGCCCCGGCACGGCAGCAGUGUCUAACGGGAGAAACAGUGGGGCGCCCUCCACCUCGUCGCCAGCAGCGCACACACCACCAGCAGCACCAGCGUGCCGGCCUGACGAACACUACAUCGCUACUUUCCUCAGGACAGUAGACCCCGAUGGAGUGGCCAACUUCACCAUCACCCACGAGCCGCACAUGGCUGCCGCUGCUGCUGUGCACGCUCUCAUGCGGGAACAGGCCCUGCAGCGCACGCGCAAGUGGCGGCGGCAGCAGCGGCGGGAGGAGGGCGCCAUGAGGCGCGCAGGAGCAGAGGAGGGACAGGGGGGGGAUGGUGAGGUGUGGCAGGGGCGGAGGGAGAUGCUUGAGCGGGUGGGGGAGUGGGAGGAGGUGGAGUACGGUGCUGUGAACAUCACUUCGAGAGCCCCACAACCUGUAGAUGGAAUGGCCAACCCAAGCCAUGCUUCAUGUUUGCUCGGCCGUUUCGACCAGAAUCUGCAGAUGAGAUCAUGA